AUGUCUAAAGAAUAUAAAGAACUUCCCACUAACGCGCCAAAUAAGAAAGUCCAAAAACACAAUUUGGAAUACUUUAAUGAUCCUGAGUUUGAAACAAAGGAUAUAAAUGAAGUAGCCUCUCUAUUACUAGACACAUAUAAAACUUGUAAUGGAAGACGAUUUUUGAAUGGUGAUGAUACAAAUAGCAUAUUUCCAUCUGAUAAAAUAGAACUUGAAAGAUCAACACUGUCACAUUUAUUAACUAAGCAUCAGUGGAAAGGAAAUUUUCGUUCGCCGAUUAAAGAAAAGUUGAAAAUGGGUGGUUCUACUAUUCUUGAUGUUGG
Molecule: messenger RNA, 323 nt
Organism: Dentiscutata erythropus
Lineage: Eukaryota; Fungi; Glomeromycota; Glomeromycetes; Diversisporales; Gigasporaceae
Source: the annotation of a GenBank genome assembly